AUGGCUGACGAUGAGGAGCGCAUUAAAGCUGAGAAGCUAGCAGCAGCCAAGAAACGGGUUGCCCAACUCCAGAAGAAGAAGAAAGCCAAGAAGACCUCCACAGCUGGAACAGACACCAAGGACGAAGCCACCAAAGAGACAGAACGCACAGAAAGCGCCGAGGAUAUCCCAGGUGCCGAAUCGUCGACCGAGACCCCCGCAGAGGAUAAGCAGGAUGAGCCAGCCGCUGAACCCGAAGCCACAGCCCCGGCCCAGCCAGACGAAGUAGAAGAACCGCAAUCGCAACCGACUGAUGCACAAGUCGAGUCUCCGACCGAACCGAUGCCUCCAGCGCCCACAUCUCCCGGUCCAGACGCCGAGCCGCUGCCAGUCCGACCUGACACAGGCCGCGGCAGCCACGGCCGACAACCUUCGCUAUCGAUUCAGUCGAAGAUGCGCUCGUCUUCGUUCCGUAAGACAUCCGUGUCACAGGGCAGCGUGUCGCCCUCUCCGUCUACUACGGUCAAGUCCCCCGCGCAGUCAUUACCGCCCUUAACUGGGGACGGGGACUCGGUUCAUGAAGUGUUCCGGAAACAGUCGACCAAGAUUGAGGAACUGGAGAAGGACAAUAAGCGGUUGGAGAAGGAGCUUUCUGAUGCGACGACGCGCUGGCGCAAGACGGAGGAGCAGGUUGAGGAUUUGCGGGAGGCGAGUGUUGAUAGUGCGGAGUUGAGGGAGCAGUUGAAGAAGGCGGAGGAGAAGAUUGCAAGUAUUGAUUCGUUGAAAGAGGAAAUUGCUUCCCUGCAGAGACAGAAUGCACAGCUCCAGACCCGGUCACAUCGAAACACGAGUACGACAGAAUCACCGCCAGCAGAUCUCGUUCGUCAGCUCGAGUCGAAGUCGGCUACGAUCGAGUCAAUGGAAUUGGAGAUCUCGAAUCUACGAGCCCAGGCCACCUCCCAAACAUCCUCAAAUGAAGCGCACUCGGCCCAGGUCGCAGCGCUCGAGGAGAAAGUCUCAAAAACCCAAGCAUCGCUAGAAAAGACCCAACGUGAACUGUCAGACACAAAAGCAGCGUUAACGCGAGCGUCCGAUAAAGCAGUCAAAGAAGGCGUCGACAAAACAUCCACCGAAACCCUAAUCAAAUCCCUGCAGCGCUCACUCGAAGAAUCCAAAACCGAAAAGAGCGAAUCCGACAAGAAGAUCGAAACCCUCGACAAAAAACUCCAAGCCAUGGCCAACCUACACAAAGAAACCGAAACCCGCCACCAAACCCGACUCCGCGAAAGCGAGAAAUCGGAAAAAGAACUCGCCAUCAUGCGCAAAAAGAUCGCCAGCAUCGAAAACGAGAACCUCCGUCUCCGCGAAGAAAGCGACCGUCUCCGCACCCGCCAAACAACCGGCGGCGCAGACGACGACGCCAUCGACGAACUCGAAGACGAGGAACGCCAGCGUCUCGAGCGUCGCAUCCGCGAGCUCGAAGGCGAAGUCUUCGAUCUACGUCGCGGCGUCUGGCAAGAGAAGCGCCAGGAACUGGCACACUACCCUGACGAGACCAGUCCUGGCUCCGACGCAGCUAAUGCUUUCGACGACGUCGAUCUCGUCGGUGGUCGCCCGGACCACGCCCGUCGCCGCAGCAUGGGCCAGCCGCAGCACUCGUCUUUCUCUACUGUACUGUCUAGUGGGUUAGCGGCGUUUACGGGGGCGGCUGGGAGUCGUGCGAGGGCUGGAUCGUCGAACCCGCCUGGAACAAGGGGGAGUCUGGAGCUUGUGUCUGAGGAGAAUCUUGAUGAUGAGUUCGAUGAGGAGGCGUUUGCGCGUGCGCAGGCUGAGGAGGAGGGGAGGAAGAGGGUUGAGUGGAUGCGGGAUAUUAAGAGUAAGCUGAGGGAUUGGAAUGGUUGGCGACUGGAUCUGGUUGAUAGUCGGGCUGGUGCUGAGGGUGCUGGUGUUGGUAUGGGGGAGAUCUUUGAGGUGUAG
Messenger RNA from Penicillium bovifimosum, 1956 nucleotides. RefSeq lists its product as uncharacterized. The record is from RefSeq and is a predicted model, not a curated record. The coding region runs from base 1 to 1956 and encodes 651 amino acids. The transcript is spliced from 3 exons. NCBI's taxonomy places the organism in Eukaryota, Fungi, Ascomycota, Eurotiomycetes, Eurotiales, Aspergillaceae.